AUGGGCACACCAUUCGGCCCAUCGAUGGGCGGGCCCUGGGCAGCGUACAUAGGACCCAGGGGUACAGGUACGCGGUCCCCCGAAAGUGGCAUCGCGGGUAUACAGGGCGGGGAAGAAGGGGCUCGGCACCCCUGGCCGCGUGGGAUGUCACGCGUUGCAGCUGUACCAGACAUUGGUGAGGCCGUGCUCGGACCCCUCCUUCCCAACCCAUCCAGGGUGCGGCCUCUGGCAUCGUCGGUCAAGAGUGAGGCGCGAGUCCAAACGGUCUCGGCCGCUUUUGCGGAGUUCUCCGAACUUAACGUGGUUUCCCAUGCCACGGGCAGUUUCACCGUUGACGUGGACGCGUUUCGGAACGGGGUCAGGGUUACCAGGUCCUUCACCCCGGAAUUCGUCCUGGUGAGGCAGCACGCCUACAGCAUGGCCAAGGGCGGAGACUUCCGGAACAUCGCCAUCGGGCUGCAGUACGCCGGGGUCCCCAGUGUCAACUCCAUUCACUCUGUCUACAACUUUUGUGACAAGCCCUGGGUGUUCGGGCAGCUGGUCAAGAUCUUCAAGCAGCUGGGGCCCGAGGAGUUUCCUCUGAUUGACCAGGUCUUCUACCCCAAUCACAAGGAGAUGUUGUCAACCUCGAAGUUUCCGGUCGUCGUGAAAAUGGGCCACGCUUAUUCCGGAAUGGGAAAGGUGAAGGUUGACCACCACUAUGACUUCCAGGACAUCGCCAGCGUGGUGGCCCUGACCAACACCUACGCCACCACCGAGCCCUUCAUCGACGCCAAGUACGACCUCCGCAUCCAGAAGAUCGGCAGUAACUACAAGGCGUACAUGAGGACCUCGAUCUCGGGAAAUUGGAAAGCCAACACUGGAUCGGCCAUGUUGGAACAAGUGGCCAUGACUGACAGGUACAAGCUCUGGGCCGACAAAUGUUCCGAGAUGUUCGGCGGGAUCGAGAUCUGUGCGGUGGAAGUGAUUCACGGGAAAGACGGCCGCGAUUACAUCAUCGAGGUGAUGGACUGCGCCAUGCCACUGAUUGGGGAGCACCAGGAUGAGGACAAGCAGCUGAUCGCGGACCUGGUGGUGACCCGGAUGAACCAACUCCUGCCUCGGACGUCCGUCCCGUCUCCGGUCCGACCCUCUGUGGCCCAGCAGCAGGUCCCCCAGCCCAGCCCCGCGGCCUCCACUCCCAUGGCGACCCGCCAGAACCCCGGACUCCACCAGGGACCCCUCCCGCAGCAGAGGCCGACUCCGCAAGGUGGCCCACAACAGCCUCCGGCCCACCAGGGGCACCGUCCGGGACCCCCGUCCCACCAGAGACCGCCGCCGCAGGGCCAGCAGAUCCCGGGCCUGAGCCCGCAGGCCGGGGCCCCGGCGGCUCAGCAGCAGAGGGCACCGAGUCCCACCGGGCAGCCGAUCCAGCGCCAGCUCAGCCCGAUGGGGCACCCCGGCCAGCAGCAGACCCCGGCGGGACGGGGCGGAACGCCCCAGCCGGCCCGGACCCCCGGCCAGACCUCGCCUCAGCCUCCCAGGCAGGCCUCGCCCCAGUUGCCCCGGCAACCGGGCCUGGCGGGGCCUCACUCCCCCCAGCGGCAGCCCUCGCCGGGCCCCAGCCUGCCGGGCAAGGCCCAGGGCCCCGGCGGGGGGCAGGCCAGGCUGUCGGGCCAGGGGACGUCCCAGCGGCAGGGCCAGGGGGCUGGCCCCCAGCCCCGGGGGCCCCCGAGCCAGCAGCAGCCCGGCCGGAUGCCGCCGACCACUCAGCAGCCCAGGCCCAUGGCCCAGGGGCAAGGCCUGGCGGGGCCUGGUCAACAACAACAACAACAACAGCAACAACAGGCCCGGCCCGUCGUCCACCAGAAGCCCCCGUCUCUCCAGAAGGCCCCCCAGCAGGACGCCGCCGGGCCGCAGCCCCACAUGAACAAAUCCAAAUCUCUGACAAAUACCUUCAACAUUCCAGAAACAUUGGCUCCUCGUUCAAGCCCUAGUCAGGACGAGGUGAAGGCUGAAUCCAUCCGUAACCUGAGGAAAUCUUUCGCCAGUCUCUUCUCUGACUGAGGGGCUCGCCCUCCCCUCCCCUCCCCUCCCCUCCCCUCCCCUCCCCUCCCCUCCCCUCCCCACCUGCUCUCGCUCUCUCUGCCUGCCUCCAGCUCUCUGCCACACUCCUGCCUUCCCUCGCUCCAGCCCCUCUCUCUCUCUUUUCCCUCGUUCCCUCUCUCCCUCUCCCCCCCCACCCCCUCCCCUCCCUCACCCCUCUCCCCUCCCCUCCCUCCCCACCCCCUCCCCUCCCUCUCCCCCACCCUCACCCCCUCCCCUCCCUCCCCCACCCCC
Molecule: messenger RNA, 2319 nt
Organism: Pristis pectinata (smalltooth sawfish)
Lineage: Eukaryota; Metazoa; Chordata; Chondrichthyes; Rhinopristiformes; Pristidae
Product: synapsin-1-like
Exons: 12
Coding region: 1-2046 (681 amino acids)
Biological process (GO): neurotransmitter secretion
Cellular component (GO): synaptic vesicle; synaptic vesicle membrane
Molecular function (GO): ATP binding
Source: RefSeq, a predicted model, not a curated record